This is a messenger RNA of Gracilinanus agilis (Agile Gracile Mouse Opossum), 2067 nucleotides long. Its product is annotated as 6-phosphofructo-2-kinase/fructose-2,6-bisphosphatase 1-like. Gene Ontology annotation, biological process: fructose metabolic process; fructose 2,6-bisphosphate metabolic process. Gene Ontology annotation, molecular function: 6-phosphofructo-2-kinase activity; fructose-2,6-bisphosphate 2-phosphatase activity; ATP binding. The transcript has 8 exons. Bases 375 to 1352 code for a protein of 325 amino acids. Lineage: Eukaryota; Metazoa; Chordata; Mammalia; Didelphimorphia; Didelphidae. Gene Ontology annotation, cellular component: 6-phosphofructo-2-kinase/fructose-2,6-biphosphatase complex; cytosol. The record is from RefSeq and is a predicted model, not a curated record.
GAGGAAAGACUGGCAGAAAGAGGGAAGGGAAGAGAUCCUGCCCCACCCUCUCUCAGCCCUGGAGCUGGGGGAGAGGAAAGGCAGGCCCACUAACCCAGGGAAGGUGCAGACAUGAAAUGAGCAGUGAGGGAGAGCGUGGCAGCUGCAGGGAGACUCGAAAGGGAGGCAGGUGCCUGGACUUUUCCCCUGGGGGUGGUGAGGCAUUGCAGCAUCGAUCAGCCAUGGAAAAUGAUGGGUGACAAGCGGUGCCCUUCGUACUCUUGGUUCCCUCUGGCUGAGGCCCCCCGGGGGGGUGCAGGUCUCACCUUGCACACACAGGCAGGAAAUCUGGGCGGUGCUCCAGCCUUUGCCAAGCAGCCCCUUUCACCCCCUAAAUGGCUCUUCCAUGGAAGUCCCUCCUGCUUCCUGGAGGAGGUGGCGGGUGCAGAUUGGAAGGCUUGAGUCCCAGCAAAGCUCCCCCUUGUGAGUCUCCUCACUCUCCCGGCAGCCACUUGUCUUACAUCAAGAUCUUCGACGUGGGCACCCGCUACCUGGUGAACAGAGUGCAGGACCACAUCCAGAGCCGCACCGUGUAUUACCUGAUGAACAUCCACGUGACGCCUCGCUCCAUCUACCUGUGCAGACAUGGGGAGAGUGAGCUGAACCUGAAGGGCCGCAUCGGGGGCGAUUCAGGCCUUUCCCCCAGGGGCAAGCAGUAUGCAUACGCCCUGGCAAACUUCAUCCAGGCCCAGAGCAUCAGCUCCCUGAAGGUCUGGACGAGCCACAUGAAAAGAACAAUCCAGACGGCUGAGGCCCUUCGGGUCCCGUACGAGCAGUGGAAGGCCCUGAACGAGAUAGAUGCUGGUGUCUGUGAAGAGAUGACCUACGAAGAGAUCCAAGAGCAUUACCCAGAGGAAUUUGCACUUCGAGACCAGGACAAGUAUCGCUACCGCUACCCCAAGGGAGAGUCCUAUGAGGACUUGGUACAGCGGCUGGAGCCAGUGAUCAUGGAACUGGAACGGCAGGAGAAUGUGCUGGUGAUCUGCCACCAGGCCGUGAUGCGCUGUCUCCUGGCCUACUUCCUGGAUAAGAGCGCAGAGGAGCUGCCUUACCUCAAAUGUCCCCUGCACACGGUACUCAAACUUACCCCAGUGGCCUACGGUUGCAAAGUUGAGUCCAUCUACCUGAAUAUAGAGGCAGUGAACACCCACCGGGAGAAGCCAGAGGAACUUCCACCCUGUUCCUCUGGCCAGCCCCCCACCAACCCCUCCUUGGAAGACCUGAGUGAAGGCCUCCCUUCCCUGAACCCUCAGAACGUGGACGUCAGCCGGGAACCUGAAGAAGCCCUGGAUACAGUGCCAGCUCACUACUGAGCAUCUCGGGCCAGGCACAGAGCCAGCUCCUCUCAUCCCCCCAGCCAGAGGCCAGCCCGCCCACCUACCCACCAUCUCCCAUCCAGCUUAGCUUUCUAACCUCACAGCUGACCAGAGAACAGAGCCAGGCCCUGAUUUGGCACUUGAGUUUUGGAGACUGAGGCAGACAGGAAAAGGUCGAAGGGGAGGGAAUGGAGUAGAGAAGCCAAUGACGAAAGGGGGUAGGGGAGACCUGACCAGGAACACUGCCCCCAACCAGGCUCUUACCUAUUCCAAGUGGCAGCCAGAUCCAGGAUUCCCAGGGGCACAGCUGAGGAUUGACCCCCAAGCCCGCCUGGCCUUUCAGAGAUGAAGCGUGGCUCUGGGUACCCCAAUAGCGGCUCCCCUUCAACACAAUAACAUCCACAAGUUCCCUGUUGGGGGGGGGAGAUCAUUUGAAAUGGUCAGCCCACUUCAUCCAAACAAUUGGCAUUUUGGGAAGUCUUCACCAUACAGGUGAAACGAGGGUGGCAUUUGCUAACCAAUCACCGAAGGACCCGGGGCUCCCAUUGGGGGGCCCAGGACAAAGUCAGUGUGGCUCUGCCUCCCUCCUGUGUCCUCCAGGGCCCAUGUUAUCUGAGAAUCGCUAACCUGCCCAUGCCAACUCCUUUUGGGACACUGGCAAAAUCACUCCCCCUGCUCUUCCUGCUUUGAAAAUAAAGAGGGUUGGACUUUA